This is a messenger RNA of Toxoplasma gondii ME49, 23335 nucleotides long. RefSeq lists its product as hypothetical. The coding region runs from base 456 to 22808 and encodes 7450 amino acids. The transcript has 15 exons. The record is from RefSeq and is a predicted model, not a curated record. Gene Ontology annotation, biological process: protein targeting to vacuole; protein retention in Golgi apparatus. NCBI's taxonomy places the organism in Eukaryota, Apicomplexa, Conoidasida, Eucoccidiorida, Sarcocystidae. Gene Ontology annotation, cellular component: extrinsic component of membrane.
AUCUUCUGAGCCCCUACGCUCCUAUGUCUCCAGGCCUUCAUUGUCUCAGUUAAACUCUUUUCCACUUGGCGCAUUCCACUGUCGUUCCGGUUUUCUGUUUGUGCCUCAGAGGGAUUUUUUUCGAUCUAUCCGAGGACGAUCUGCGAAACCUUGUGUACCCUCUUGCCAGCUUGCUCGAUGCCUUUUCUUCGAUUCCCCCGCUCGCUGCUUCGCCGGCUUCUCCGGCACCCCCCGCAACGUCGGCUGCUCCCUCCGUUGCUGGAAAGGAGACACAUGUGGAGCCUCAAGCGUCGGGCUCUGCCGGCUUGCGAGGCGAAGAACUUACGUCUCUGUCCCAGACGGGGGGACCGCGAGGCCUUCACUCCGAACGUCACCUCUUUCCUACGACGGAGAAAAGACACAAAUCCGAAGCCGGAGAAUUGCGCCGCGAACGUACCCCAGAGACAUGCGCUGGGAUGACCGAACAGCACGCUGAUGUAGCGCAGGCUGGCGAAGCACCGGCGACUGGUCCCAGACGGGGAAGCAGCCGUCUCCUCUCUCCCUCCUCACGCUUAGCUAAACAAGAAAGUAGACCAAUGGAAACCGACGGGGAGGAUCGAGAAGAAGGGAACACGGUGGAGGCAGCUGCCGGACAGGAAGGAGAAGGAAUGCGAGAACAGGGAAGAGAGCAUGCCGGCCGGCGAGAUCUACGACCUCAUCUCUUGUUCACGAAUUCGUCUCUCACCGUUCCAUCGGUGUGGGAUGAAGGCGAGUGGGAGGAUGAGGCAAAAGAGGCAAACGAUAAGACCACAGGAGAUGGGCAGGAAGGAAAAAGCUCCCGGUCUUCGUCCGACAGAAUUUGUGAAUCUGCACAUCGCUCUGUCUCGUCUGUGCCAUCUCUUCCUCGCGUGACGCCGUCGUCUCGAGCAGAACUAAAGCCACUCCUCAUUUCUUCUUCUUUUUCCUCCUCGUCCGCGCUGCUCUCCCUGGCGUCCGGUGCCCUGCUUCGCCCCGCGCCAAGCGGUGUCUCCACAGAAGACCGUCGGGCGCCCGGCUGGGGACUCUGGCAUGGUUUCCAUCGGACAUCUUGGCGUCUUCACAAGGCCCUGGCUCGUCAGAGCGAAGACUCGCGACGCAAACGAAACGCAGGCAAGCUAAGGCUUCGAAGCCUACAAGAGGCCCCAGACUUCGAGAAGGACGAGAAGAGCCUCAAUGGGAUCUGGAGCCGCGAGGCCGGGCCGCAGGGCAACCGAGACAAGCCGAGCAGCGGGCGGAGUCAGCGCAAACGCGGAGAGGGAGGACAACGGAACUUACAGAGAUGCAGAGGGGGCAUAUCGAGACGAAACCAUCUAGAAUGGACAGGAAGCGUCGAUGCAAACGAUACGCUUUCUUCCACGUCUCGCGGUCGCGUUGGUCGCACCCUGAAAAAACGUCGACUCCGGCCAGUCUUGAAGCGGAAGCUGGGAAGGUGCAGAGAAAGGGCAACCAUCGAAACGGAGAGUGGGACCAAUUCCAAUGGUGACAAGCGCGAGGAGGUCUUCGACGCGAGAGGGAAAGCCAGGAAACAGUCGUUUGCUUCUUUCCAUCCUCCUGGCAUUUUUCAGGGAGACAGACGAAGAAACUCUCGUCGGGCGCGUGCGUCGGCGUCCGUUUCGACCUACUCUUUCCCCUCCGCGAAUGCGGUGCUGCGCGUGAGACAGAAGGCGAAGAGGCGAGAGCUGCGGCACAACGAUAGGGGAGCGAGACGCCUCAGGACGCGGGGAAAGGGAUCCAGCAGACCUCCUGAUUCUCGGGUCAGCGCUGCUAGCGGCUUUUGUGAAGAUCCUCAGUCCAUGCCUUUCGACUCCGAUCGAAGGCACAUUUGGAGUCGCGCGACAGAAGCGACGAAAAACGAAGACUCCAGCACUGGACUGGUGAACGUGGAGCUCCACAUUCAAGUCUCUUCCCUCUCCGUGCGUCUGUGGUCAUGUCUGCCGUUUAGAGGGAGACAAGAAGAAGCCGAGAGAGGGCCUGAGGCAGACGCCUCGACUCUGUCUCUUGCGUCAACGAUCCGUCGAGGGGAGGACGACAGACGAGCUGCCGAUGUCUCGCGGUGCAGAGACGCAGGGAGACUUGGAGAGAGUCAGUUGCGUGAUUCGCAAGGAGGGGACACAAGUGAAGACAAGGACGGAGAGAGAAAAAGCGAGACCAGAGGUCAGUGCUCGCGGCCACUGCGUCCAGAUCAUCAGGGAGGAAGCCUUUCAGGACGAGAAGCGGGAGAAGCACUGCGCAAGGGGAGAGCGAGCAUGGUGAGCGAAGGCAACCUCGAAGCAACAGCAGACGGCGAAACGCUGACUUGGAGUAUUCCAGAAUAUUCAUACGUUUCGUCAACAGGAUCGACUAGAAGGUGCAAAUCUUCUUGGAACUCUGUUGCUUUCGCUUCUCCGUUAUCUGAUGCGCCACCAAAGCUGAGAAACAACAAACAACCGUUUCUCACCCCGUCGCUUUCUCAAUCUCCGUCACCUGUGUCUGCGUCUCUCGAGUCACCUCUGGCGUCGUCGCGCCCUUCGUUUCCAGGCUGGGAAGGUUGCCCAAACUUUGUUGUGCUUCCUGAGGCGUCCUCGGCUUGGAGUCUCCGUGCCUGCUUGCUGACACACGAAUUUGCUUUGACGAUAAAAACCGUGGAGACGAGCAACACACGCUGUUCCCUCUCCGUCGGCUCAAAAUCCUUUUCCAUUCUUUUGCCGCGAGCGUAUCGCUCUCUCUCCCGUCCGCACACCUCGCUCUCGUCUUCUCCGUUGACGCGGGGGCGCUCGCCUAAUUCGCCUGGACACAGAGAAAGCCUGCCAACCGCCUCUUGUUCUUCCUCCCCCUUUCUUGCGCCCUCCUCCCUACGAAGACCCAGUGAAAAGCGGCGGCACAGUUCUCCAUGCGACCAGGAGGAGUCAGAGUAUCGUGGCAGAAACAGAAAUCGAAGCAGCUCUAGGUUUGUCUCGAAUGCCAGUCGAGAGGCUGUACUCCAUCGAGGCGAACGCAGCAGGCCGCGAGACACAAACUUCGCUGUUUACACAUCGACUCUCUCAGAGUUUGAGGUGCAGCAGCCUGGGAGAGAUAAGCGCAGGAAAAGCAACGAAAGUGACGACGAACAGGCACAGCGGAGGUCUGUUGCGUUUGAGCAUCGAUUCGAGAGGCAGCACGCUGUCGGGGUCGACGGUAGAACGAAUGGAAACCAAACUGGCAGACGGAGAGAGCAGGCGAACCAGAGUGCCGUCCAAAGGAAGCAAAGAGGGGAAAGCGAACUGGCGUCUGAACAACACACGAUCUCUGGACAAGGUGAAGGCGCCGAAGGUAUGCGGGGACCAUCCCGGGCUAGGAAGCCUUCUGGAGGGCGGAAACCAAGUGAAAACGCUUCACAGGAGAGGCGCGUCUCAUCGGAACGAUACGGCGAACGGGAGAAAAGAAAACGUUCCAAGGAGAGUUUUUCACAGUCUCCAGCUACCCCAUCGUCAACUGGUUUUCCAGCUCGUUCAUCUCAGCAAGGCCGUCUCGCCAGGGACAUUUCACCGAAGACGAUUCCGCGACGACGCAAGGUCUCGAGCGACACACAGACAGUUCCACGGAUGUCACUCGCUGACCAAAGAAGACGCCGGCGUGAUUCGGGGGCUUGGCAUGCGCUUUCUGCAUCGCGAACGUCUCCCUCCCUGACUCCUUUGGAGGCCGUAUAUUUUCUUGCUCCAAUCGGAGAAGAAAACAUCCAUCCUUGCCCUUCCCUGUUUCUGAUUCCACCGCUCACGCGUCUUCUGCUCAGAGCUCCGUGUGCCCAGAGAUCGGACGUCAUCUUUUCACUCUCUCCCCGUGGAUCCGUUCCACCGCACCACAGCCGAAUGCGGAUCAACACACAGAGAAGAAACAUUCCCUCGACCCUUGCUUUCUCGCCCUCGCCUUUCUCGUCUUUCUCAGUUUCGUCUGCCUCCGCUUCGCUUUCGCCUUCAGCUGCGGAGGCGGUUCUUCUGCUUUCCAGUCCUCUCACAGAGACGCGAGCUCGCUGGGUCUUCCCACCCCCUCGCCCUCGAGCUGCCUCGGGCAAAUGCGAGGAGGAAAAUGAGGACAGAGUGUCUCGACACACCCUCUCUUCGUUUUGCAGACGGCGAGACAACAGAUCUGCUGAAAGGUGGGGGGGCAAGGACGAGAGCGACAGGAAGCCAGGAGCAGAAGAUGCAUGCGACACAGAAGCUGGAGAAUUCCGUUUUGAAACUGAGGCAACGGGGGAAUACUUACAUCACGGGGCGAAGGGGGGCAGAGGUGAUGGCGAUGACGAAGACAGGAAAAAAACGCUGAAAGGAUCUGAACGUUGUGCAACCGUUGGGGACCCAGGUACAGGCGUCUCCAACACUGAGGCGGGGGGAAAGCGCCCACACUGGCGUCUCAGGCACCUUCAAUGCCACAGGUAUCCGGCAUCCUUGGAGACAGAGCUUGAGACGGAGACACUCGCACACACACCCAGAGAGCUUGUGGUGACAAAUCGAAGCUUGGGGUUUGUCUCGCUUCUUCGCCAGUCGUUCGCGUCGCAGUCAGAAGCAGUCAAGGCGACCGCGGAGACGCCGACAGAGACAGAGACAGUCCUUGUGGCGGGCGAGCGCAACACCGCGAAAGAAAGAGAGAGAAAAGGGCAGGACGAAGAGGUUUCGCAGAGAGCAGCGGAGAACAAGAGAGGACGAGUGGAGGACACAGACUACCGGGAGACGGAUAAGAAAGCCGAGAAAGAUGAGCGAGAAGAGAACCCCCGAGGAGACACAGGGGAGCAGAGAAGCGAGAAGCACACGAGAGAUUUAUUGGGACAGGAGAGAGAGAACGCAUGGGAGAUCAAAGCCGAUCUCUGUUUCCUCGACUUCUCCCAGAAACUCACAGCCAACCUAGGCAAAUACCGGCUUGCACUCGACUGGGAAGCAACUGCCCAGCUAGUUGCUUGGGUCCAAGCAGUCGCUGAUGCAUUCGCGUUCCUAAGCGAACAGUCGUCCGCCGCCUCGCCGCCUUUUAACUCCGCUUGUCCGUCUGCAUCUUCUUCAUUUUCAUCUCCCUCGUGCAGCGGCCUGGUAACUCAGGUCCAACAUUCCUCGGCGAAACCUACCUCUUGCGCGGCUCCUGCAGAAAUCCAACGCCGACCAUCACCCUCUCACUCAGAUUUUGGAUCUUCCUCUGACGCCUCCGACUUGCGAAGUACAGCAGCGUCUCAGCUUCCGCCUCUUCUGCCUCCAUCACCUGCUCAGCCUCCACCUUGGAGCGUGGCUUGUGUGUUUCUGCUUCCUCACCUUCAGCUUCUGCUUCCCUGCGUUACUGCUUCUCCCUUCACUGUUUUGCCUGUUCAGCAGUUUCCAGAUUAUGUCUCCGGCACCUUGGUGGGUACGUCUCUGUCUGCUGCUGGGCGAGAGCACGGGCGGCGCCUCCGGCUUUGUGGGGCAGAAGGUGGGAAGAAAGAAGGCAGAAACGUUUCAGAAAGAACGGAGAGAGACGCAGACGGAGUCCAUCGAGAAGACCGACGAUGGAUGCGUCGUUAUAGCUUGACUCCAAGAAUCCGGGGCCUUGUUGAAGACGACGACGCUUGUCCUUUGUCUUCCUGCUCUUCUUCGUCUCUGUCAGGUUUGACGUUUAUUCUCCUUCCUCUCCACGCUUCUUCUAAUCCCCCUCCAGUCUGCCUAAUCGACAUGUCUGUCUCUGCGUCUUUCCAGCAUUGUGUCAUGCCUUCGGUGUCUCCUCCUUUCGCGUCCGACUGCAAGGCUUCGUCUGUUUCUUCCACCUUGUGCGAAUCGCCCCCACCUUGCUCUCUCCAUCCGAGGAGAGAAGCGAGUGGUUCGGAGGUGUCUAGCACGCUCAUACGCUCUGGAAAUUCUUCCGAGACAUACCGCGUUCCCUCCCUGUCUUUUGGGCCGUCUCUGGGGCCUCCUGCUGCUGGCUUUUUGCCUGCGUCUUGCUCAGGGAGAGAGAUACACAGAGACCGACAUGCGUUGGUGCCGCAAAGCUCGACCUCCUUCGAAGGCAGCCGCAUGAGUCAGGAAAGUGAUCUGUCUUCCGGAGUGCACUUUGGUCUGCUUUCAGCUUCGUUUUCGGGCGACCUCGAGAGCUUGAAGAAUCUCAAUGUGUCUCAGGUUGCGUGCGGCCGCAGUGCGAGCGGCGCCAGUGGGGGGCGCGAUGAGGGGGGGCGCGAUGAGGGGGGGAGCGAAGCAGACAGUGGCGAGACGAGAGAAUCAGAAGGAGAGGCAGACUCCCGAGACGGAGAGGCGACAGAUCUCCGGCGUACAGUGCAACUGCUUUCAGAAGAGGGAAAUGCGCCGUGGGCUCAGACAUGGUAUCAAACCAAAGUGCACACGCGUCAAACGGUAGCUCUCUCUGUGCAGAACGUGAGCCUGUCUCUCUUACUUCCUGCAUUGGUUGAAGGCAGCCACAGGCGAGGAGACCUGGUGGGCCUGUCGCGAGGCUCCUACGGCUUCCGGUAUUCUCAUGCAGAGGGACGACGCCGGAGAACGGCAGAAGCUUCGCAGUGGGAAUUGCUGUCGAGUUUUGGACGCGAUCGCGUUUCCGUUUCAGUUUCUCCGAAGCCCUCCGAAGGAGGCAAACCUCUCUCGUUUCAGUCUGAGGGCGCGCGUCUCUCGUCGCGCCACAGACCCCGCACGGUUGGUCGUCCCCGGACACAGGACAGCAGCGCGAGAGUGAAGGAGGCGGAGAGAGAGAAAGAACCAGAACCACCGACGGGGUUCCCCCAAAUGGAUGAAACAUUUCGAGAAAGGCGCUCAACGGUUGGCGGAAACGGCGUGGACAGACAUUUCUUCUCACUAGGUGCCACCUCGGGUCCAAGCCAUCGCACGCAUAUCAGCUUUCCAGGAUCGUUUAGAAGCAAGCUAAAAGUCCCCGUCAGCACCCUGGACUUCUGCAAAGAGCCGCAGACUGCGUCUGCCCAGGAUGCGCCACUGCCGUCCUUGUGUCUGGCGACAUGGCGUCUUCUGCGAGAGGUUCUUGUUGGCAAACGGCAAAGGCAGUGGAGGAUAGGUUUCUCUUCGGCCAUGGGCCGCAUGAGCUCCUCGCCUCGGGAGCAAGUGAACUACGUGCGACUGAUCGAACCGUUUGCCCUGACGCUACGCGCUCAGAUGAGACAGACUGGGGGAAAUUCGAAAGACGGAAAACGCGGAGAAAGCGAAAACGGGGCGACACGCCUGCCAGACAGAGGACACAGGCCUGGCCGCGCAACGUCCGAGAACCGCAGACAUCCAGACCCUGAGGCUAGGAAGGCCCACAACCAUAAAGGAGGAGUAGGGACAGGCCAGGAGGGGGACGCUUGCGGGACGGACCAGGGAAGAGAAGCGGAAGGCGCAGAAACUAUUCUCGAAAGUCUACGGAGAAAGACAGACACAGAGUGCGUGGAGAACAUCCAGUCUGUGGCUAAUUCAUCCCCGUUGUCCAACGGUGCACAGUCGACUCACAACGCUGUCAUAGGGAACCUCGUUGUUCAUCCGAUAAUGAUGAACAUCACCAGUGAGGCCGUGGGGUAUCUCGGCACCCUCGCUUUCCUUGCCUCCGGCUUCCUCACUUUUCUCUCCACGCUUCAUCCCCCUCCCUUUUCGCCUCCGCUUCGUUCCUUGAGACCAUUCGCAAGUCGUUGUCGCGCCUUGCCGUCUGGUAUGUCGACUGCGCUUCCAGCUCUCCAAAUGCUCCCAUACGCCACUGUGAAACCAUUGGACCGACGGCUGUCUUCCGGUGCUGAGGCUCCUGCCUGCGCCUGUGCGCCACCUCGCGCGUCUUCCGGUCGCCGGCCAGGCGCACGGAAAGCGUCUCGACCCGAGGAGUCAGGCGCGACUUUGCUGUUGUCAGCCUCACACACCCGCCCCUCUCUCUCGUCGCCACUAUCGUUUGUUUCUAUCCCCGAAGACUUCCUAGACGAAGCUCGGGCAAAGAAAGCGGCCAAAAGCACGAGCGGCCAACCGCGUCUGCAGGCGACGGAAAUCGAUCCAGGAGCCAGCGGGUCUGACUCGCGAUGCCUCGAAGAGUGUGUGGAGGACUGGAAAGCGGCAGUGGAGAAUUCAGGUAAAGCAAGCAGGCAACGGUCUUUACGGGAGGACUCGAAGCUCUCGUUUUCACCAACCCCUCGCACUCUGGUUUCCGACGGACUGCUCGACCACAGAAUUGUGGCAGACUGCUUCACUCCACCUCGAGGAGGAACAGCGGCAAAUGAAAAAGGCGCAGGCACAGCGACGUCUUCCUCCGCGUCAGUCAAGUCUCCCCUCGAGGCCUUGUGGGAUGCCGUCGGCGCGCUCGCUUUCAACCUGGAGGUGUCGAUCACCGUCGAGAGCGUUAAAGUCAAAUGUGCAGCCGUGCACCUAACAGUCGAGGACGUGAACGUCCGACUUCGAAAAACGCUUUUUCACAGCGAUCCGUUUCUGUUUUCCGCUCCCGCGACGUGGCUGUUCUACGCUCGUCGCUCUGAAUCUAUCCGUCUUGAUUUGCUGCGCCCCCAUUCGCUUCCUUCGCGAGCUGUUGAUCCCUGGCUUCGCGCUCCCGCUUCCCGGUUUCCUCGACAAUGUGCUAGGAGACUCGUUUCUCCGUCCAUCUCUCCGCGACGCCGACAGGAGACACGCGACCCCGCCUCCUUCUUGUCCAGCAUUCUCGCGCCUCGCGCCGCGUCUUCUGGUGCGUCCACUCCCCGUCAACUCGGUGGAGAGCGACACACUGAAGAGACGAGGAUCGGCGAGAAUGGCCUUGUCGGUUUCUCCAAAUGCGCAUUCCACUCCUCUUCUCCAGCUGAGAAACGUGCAGUCACGGGAGGGAAACGAAGGACCCUCUCCUACGUUCUCGCCCCGUUGAGCGCGACCGUUCUGCGGGGGACAGGGCGCCGAGCAAAAAACGACGUCGCAGGGAGAGAAGACGAGCGCAGCGAAAACGGAGAAAACCGGUCGAAAACAAUGCACGGCACACGGAACUACCAAGAGGCCAGAGGAUGGGAGAGUGAGCCAAGAGACCGACGACAGGAUGAAGAUCUAGAAGAAGAUGCGAACCGCGUAGGCGACCUACAAGCAUCCUUCCAGAUGACAGUCGCUGUCGAAAUGUACAGGCAAUCCAUGAUGGCCGUUGAGUCAGUUGUCGAACCAUGCCAAUUGACCGUGCAUCUCACCUACAUCUCUCCUUGGCUGCAGCGUCACAGCGAAACCUUUGGCGAGGAACACCCACAGAGUUUAGCCGGUUGGCCGCUCUCUCGUGGUCUACCAGAGACCGCCGCAUGUCGCGCGAGGCCGCUGGCUUCUCCCCGCCUCAGGGUGACUUGGUCGCCGUCUCCAGAAGAGGUGAAACGAGGCAAACGCAGGCGGCGGACAAGACAGAGGGGACGCGCACAGGAGACAGACGAGGGCAAUGCGAGGUGGAUCGAAACCCAAGCCCCCCCGGCGGGGCUUCGGCUCGCGCUUCACCUGACGUGGAUAAACAUGACCGUUGCGCCUGUGGUGGUGGACGCACUCAUGGAGACAACCGACUCGGUGGAGGAGCAACUAGCGUCGUUUCUCAAGGUCGUCACCAGGUUCUAUCUGCCUCCUGGGUGGCUGCCAACGCCUGUUGAAGGAAAACGCCCUGCGUCGUGUCCGUCGUCCCCAGACACUGGAGUGGCUCUGCCAGCUUCGUGCACUGCUCCAAAAACCAACGACUUCUCUUCCACGACUUCGCAGCCUCCACACCUUACCCAGUACUCAUUUUCGCGACGAUCGCCGAGCUUCGUUCCGGUAGCACUCUCCAACUUCUGUUCGCUCAUUGCCGCGACGUUUGGACGCGAGUCGGAAGAGACGGGAGGAAAGGCGGUCGCCGAGGACGAAGGACGCGCAGAACGCGACGAGGACAGGCUUCUCCGCGAGAGCGACGAAGAAGGGAGAGAAACGUAUGGGCAAAGCGCGAAGGGAGACCUAGCCGAAGACGCCACAGAGGAGCUGAAGAACGAGGGCGAGGAAAGCCGCCUGAGGCAGAAGAUGAACGAGGAGAUUCGAGAAACCGCAGCAGAUGUGGGGAGGCCGGAAGCCUCAGAACAACGGCGACUGGAUGGGCAGAGAGAGAUUAAAAUUCAGACAAGAAGCCAAGAGGGAGAAUACGUGGAAGGGAGAAACAGAGGCGACGAUAUCGAUGAAGACACACAACCAAAGCUGUGGAAUCUGACAGGUCAGCCUUUGGCCGUGCGUCUGACAGUGCUUCGGCGUCUGCCUGCGAGCGGGCGCUUGCAACUACAUGGUCUUCUGUGCUCCGCCUCUUCUUCCUCUCACUCCUGGCGUUCCUCCGCCACCAAAGGAAGCAGCAGUUCGUUCUCCCCCUCCAGUAGCUCUGUCUCCCCCACCAGCGCGUCAGAAGCCUUCGGAAGCGGAGUGGAAGAGACCGACUACAGCGAGGACGCAGGAGCGUUCACAGGUUCCUCCUCGACCUCCAGUUCCAGCGGCUGUCCAGAGGAGGAGCGACCGACAGAAAGGAGAACUCGGAGAAACAGAAGCAGAGGGCCCAGAACACGGUUGCGAGGAAAGACGGAAAAACGAGACGGGAAAGCGAAACGAGGAAGAAAGGAAAGAGAAGGAAAACUCGACUCGCCGUCCUCGCAGUCACUGUCUCUCGCCUCGACCUCCUCUGCGGAAUCUGCUCGGCGUCUUCGAGAGUGGCUCACCAGAAGUGGAGAAAAGCGGAGAGGCUGUUUCGCGGACCUAGCGCGUUCUACCCCCCACUGCAGUGACAUCAACGGCCAGGCGUCUUCGUCCUUUCAGUCACCGAGGCGAGGGAAGAAGAACCGCGAGCGUGGACCAAAGAGCGAGAUGAGAAAUGCGAAUGGUGAAGACGAAAUGUCAUGCUCGACUGUGUCUCUCGACGCUGAUUCUUGCGAAUUUUCCUACGAGUGGAAAGUCGUCGAACCUGGUCAGUCCAUUUGCCUGCCUCAAGACGAAGAGGCUCAGCCCCUGCCGGUGGGGCUUCGCCUCUCCUUCCUAGGGUCUGUGUUCCACUUGGACGACCUCACGAUCUCUUCUUCGCGGACAGAGCUGCGCUACAUUCCGCUUUCGCUUUCCGUCCCUCGAGCGACAUCUUCCGCCAUGCCGCGCGAAAGACGCAAAGGCAGAGAGAACGAAGGACGAACAUGUAGCCAGAGAAGACUGGAGGCCGGUCUAGGCAGAGGCGACGAGGAGAGCGGAGGAGCUAAGAGAUCCACGGGGGGCCACCGUGGCAUGAAACGAAGCGACAGGGAGACACCAAUGGACAGCCAGGGCAUGAUAAAGACGCAAAUUCGCCUGCUAGCGCGGACUACGUUUUCUACAGAGCACAAACAGUUCAACGUUUUUCUCUCGUCUGUGGUCUCCAUUCGCAACUCGAGUACCGUCCCUGUCUUGAUUUUCCCCCACCCUUUUGUUGCGGAGCUGGACCCUCCCCCAGCGCCUAUGCCAGUUCGAGCCGAUCGACGCUCACCCUCUUCUUCCUCUGUCUCUCCCUUUUCGAGUCCGAAGGGAACUUCCAGUGAAGGAUCAUUCGCCUCUGUCUGUUCAUUUCUGGACGAAAAUGAAGACCGUAUGUCUCUGGACCAUGCUCCACCCUUGAGGCGAGCAUACAGUAACGUACCUUCCUCUCUUGAGCUGACGCGGCAGCAGCGAAGGUUUGCCAACUGCGGAGAAGCCACAGCUCAAGUCACGCUCGGGAGAAGAGCUAACCGUUCUCCAAGAAGACGGUGGUCAUCCGCGAGACAUCCCCGCUCGCCUCCUGCUUUUGUCUCGUCCUCUUCCGCUUCUUCCUCGUUGAACUCUUCUUCUGGGACCUUGUCUGUGUCACUUUCCGCUGGAGAGCUCGCCUUUGCGUCUGCCUCACGAGCUCGCCUGGCUCCUCUAGAAGUCUUGCCCGAUGGCGGGCAAGUGCAUGUGCCUCUCACCUGGCUUCUGCCGCGAGGCAUGGUGAUCGAAGGUGUCCUCGAUCAGAGGCGGAAGCGCGACGAGUCAGCGAGACAAACCAGCAGCGAACCCCCGAGCGAGGAAGCCUCAGGUCGCCCACAUUUGCACUACGCGUUCCCCUCUUCCUGCUGCGCAGCUUCUUCUCUGGACGAACAAGGAAGUAACGAAGAGAAGCCACCAAACGAGGACGGUCAGAGCGAAGCCAUUGAGGGCUCGUUUCUUGCUGAAGAGGACUGGGAAACCUGGCGAUGCAGCUCCGAGACAGAGCCGUUUUUAGUCAUGCCUUCGGGCACCCUCGUGGCAGCUGUGAGGACCGCUGUCCGAGCGGAAGCGGCCGAGAGAGUCAGCACGCAGAACAAGUGCAGAACAGAACUCCAAGGGCGUCGCUUGACUGUACGGACUCACAACAGCGCUGGAAACGAGAGCAUCAUGCCGGGGUUUGGCAUUCGAGGAUCCGGCGCUUCACAGCUUGUGCAGAGGCCGAGAACAUCUCCCCGAGACGCCCGAGAAAACGAAGGCGAAGAAGACAGGAACGAGCGUGCAGGAGGAGCUGAAAAAGAACGAACCCACGAAGGAAAAGGAGACAAACGAAGAAAUGAAGAGAUGGCAACGUCUCAGCGCCGAGAGCACACACCUGGCGAGAAAUGUAGAUGCGAGGAAGCCGGACGAGGAGAGGUCGAGGAGACUUGCCGAAACGAGACAGAAACACACAAAGCAGACACGGGCGAGCCCGGUGACCACAAGAGGCAGGAUCAAGGCGAGCUCUGGAGCAUCCCGCGCGCGGCUUCGGAGUGGCUGCUGGAAAAGCAGGAACUUCCGAAGCCUACAGACAAGCACCUCUCGCUUCUCCUAGUUAAAGCUUAUCGAUAUCUGUACAGUCUCGCGCGUUCUCUCGGCGCCCAGCCCCUGCUGCCAGCAGCGAAUUUUCGGCGUCUGACGGAGUCGUUCAACUGUUCCGUUGGCGCGUAUUCCAUGACGCCGCACAUUUUGGAAUUCCUUCACCCUUCAGAUCCAUGCGCGUGUCUCGAAACCUUCCGGCGACAACAGACGUCCUGGGGAAGGGAACGCAGCACAGUUGCUUGUCUGGUGCAGCGGCCGAUGCUCGUCAAGGACGAUAGGGAGAGAGGGCACCCUGCCUGUCGUCGAGAGGAACUGGCCCAGGACUCCAAAUCAACGUGGCGAGGGAGGGAAGCCUACCCCGAGCCAGUUGACGCCGGCGCUAAGCCGACUCGGGCCGAACAGUCAGGGCAGGAUCUGAGGCCACGGUGGGAGAAAAAUGGCCUCGAGGAUGAUGAGGAAGCACAUCGCAGGGGCGGCGGUCGUGGAGAAGGAAGAAUCGCACACGAGAAUAAGAAACAGAUGCGAUUUCUUGACCAAGUAGAUGAUGGGCAUGCCGUGCCCUCUCACUCGCUUCGGGAGGGCGACGAGCGACGAUUCGACGCAGCUGACGGGCCUAAGUCAAAGCCACUGAUGUGUAGGCAAUCGCGACCUCUACCGGAAGAACGAUAUCCGAGAAAACGUGACAGAGACAGCCCCAGACGCACAGGGAAAAGCCUGUCUUUCUUCCGCCAAACUCCGCUGAUGCCUGAGGAAGUGGGGACGAUCAACGCGACACGGCUUGCUCUCGCAGUGACCGUCUACGGCAAAAAGCUGAGACAUUUCUUGACUGAAACGGAGCCGCUUUACUUCCAGAUUGCCCUCGAGGCCCCCCUCCAGAUCGGCAACCGCCUAUUUGAGCCUCUGAUUGUGGCCCUGAACGCUCCGCUCGCGAGGCCUCUGCCUGUGCUCCGGCAAGUGCAGCGAUCACCUGCCUCCAGUCGAAAUACCAGUGUCGCUGGUUUGCCACGAGAGCAGCAGUCGCUUCGUACUUCCCUCUUCUCUGUUCCUCCCUCGCCUUACCACGGGCCGUAUUCGCCUUCGUCUAGGCGACCUCGUCUUGGGCGCCAAAUGGAGACACGUGUCUCCGUCUCCCCUUCUCGGCUCUCAAGAAGAGGGAGAGGUGGAGAGCCGACGAGAAACAGACGAUCCGUCUCCCUUCCAGACUCGUUAUUUCUGAGUGUUCCAGAUAAGCAUGAAAGCUGUUCAAAGGGAGGAGCCGGGAAACCGCCGCUAUCACCGCUAUCACCACUGUCACCACCCCCCAGCCGCCGUUCAGCCGACGAGUCAGGUUUCUCUUUUCAUGGGUUCCCUUCCAGGUUAGAUUCUUCUUUCUCGGUCUCGCCAGUUCUCUCUCUGAGAGCAGGGGAAGAUGUGAAAAUCGAAGAGGCGUGUCAAGUGUUUUCUCUCGAACUUUCUUUCUCCAGUAGCACCACUCACUUCACUUACGUCUACCGAUCUAAGCCUUUAGGGAUCAACAGGCCUGACUCCUCCUCUCCCGCUGUUCCCGGCUGCUUCGUCCUUCCCCUUCUCGAUUCCACGAUUUCCUUGCAUCGCUCGGAAAUUGUACAGCCUGACGGCUUAGUACUUCCUCCAGACCAUCCGCUCUUUCGCUUCGCUGCGGCUCUGGAGCCCGAAGAGAUUUCAGUCUGCGCGGAAACUGUUGCCGGCUCCGCACUCGGACCUGGCAGUGCCUCCGCUGUCUCCUUUUUGCGGCGGACGCAAGGGGAAUGGUCGCCAUGGCGACUCGCGCUCACUGCCACUGAAGCGAACAGAGGUCGAGAAUGUGACAAUCGUCCUUGGCCAAGAGAGAGCUCAGAGCGACGGGGAAUUGGUGACCAUUGCCGGCACUUUUCAGAAUCUCGGAGUGUGGUACCAGGUGUGAAUGAGGCGAGCACGAAAGUCUCAAACGAGAGGGCGUCAACGUGCACCACAGCCUCACCAGCCGCACUCACAGCCUCGCGAAUCCUCCCGUCUCGCCCGCGUUCCACGCUGCUUCUCGCCACGACGAAUGAGGAGGAAAUGAAACUCGCAGAACGAAUGACGUUCUUGGAAGAGGCAGCCGCCCUCGGUUCUCACACGUACACAUGGGAGACUGGCGUGAGAACAGUGCGAUUGUAUUCGCCCUACGUGGUCGUUAACCGGCAUCCCUCCCCGUUGUCUGUUUCCUGGCCGCGGCAGCUUCCCAACAGACUCGACCCCUUCGCGUGGAGACUGCUGGCGCCUCCCGGAGGCGGGACAUCCUCAAGAGGCGCCUCUGGCCGUCGAAAAAAAGAAUUGAUUUUCGGAUUGGCUCCCGUGAAUCGACUCUCCAGCCUCUUAGCACUCUCUCAGCUGACUCUGCCGUCUCUCUCGCGCUUGCAAGCCGCCAGCGGGAGUCCUCGCAGGUCGCCGUCGGCCGACACGGCCGCUGUCGUCGACGGUGCGGAGCUGCGGACGCGACCACGACGGACUGGACAUGAGUCCAAUCCCGACGAGAAGGCCGAGGGUGCCAGGGAGCUCGAAUUGAGUGCGCCGCCGAAGGACGCAAAAGAAGCAGAAACGCGAGACAGUGCACAAGGCUUUAGCGUCGCUACAGUCGGCCGGACAGGGCAAGUCGUGAUUCCGCGUUUUCAGCUGAAGCCAGGGAAGGGUGAGAGGUCUUCGGGAGACCGUCGAGCGUUUUGGGCGCCUCUCCGAGGGCACAGAGGAAAGGACGAAGUCUACGUGGAGGGUGGAGGGGACCAGGAAACUUUGAAGGCCCACUGGCUAGGCAUCACUGUCUCUCUCGCGCCACCGCCUUUCCUUCGGACUAAAAUCGUCAAUGUGUAUAGCCGAUUCACACUCGUCAAUUCGCUGGAGACAGACAUUUGGAUUCGAGAAGCAAACGAAGACACCGAGACGGAGUUUCUGCAUCUCGCGCCUGGGCAGAAGCAGACAUUCCACCCUCAGCAGGUGGGGCCAAACGGAACUCCAUCUUUCCAGUUUUCCCUCUUCGAUCCGCUCCUCAUCUCCAGGACCUAUGAGGCGACAGCGACACUCUCAGCUGUGAAGAGGACAGCCGGCGGGAGCGACGGCGAUAUACCUCCUGCUUGUCAGAGUGCCAAGGAGAAACCCAGGCCUUCCACAUCCACAGCCAGCGCAGAUCCUUCAUACCCUCCGGGGUCAAGCUCCCCUGUCCCUAGCUUCUUCCCCUGUUCUUCUCUCUCUGCUGAAGGACCAUUGACGGAGUCCGUCCCCAAGCGUCUCGCCUCCUCCGCUCGGUCUCAGCACAUCUGGUCGGCAGAGCUGCGUCUCACUGCCGUCGCAUCGCAUCAGAUGCGUGUGUUGUCUCCUUCGGUCGCCCUCGCUUCUGGGCCGUUUGUCCCCGUUUCAUCUGCGCCGUCUAUCUCUGUUUCUGCUGGGGUUCCUGGGCCUGUGGGAUCGACUCCGUUGACACCUGCCGCGUCGCGCUGGGCGCCAAGGCGCGUCCUGGCCUCGGCACCUUCAAGGUCUGUGGGGAAGGUCUACACGAUUGUUCAGGUCGACAUCCGGGCGGUGGAGAGAGCGGCACUGUUUGUCUGCUUUGGGAAGCCAGAGAAAAGCGAGUAUUUGCUGGUCAACGCCUCGCGCCGGCUCAUCUACUUUCGCCAAGUGCUGGGGACCUCCCGGCGGGGAUUCGGCCCAAGCUGCAGUCGCGACAUGAAGGAGCUUCUUUACCCCGGAGCCCAAGUGGAUUAUGCGUGGCACGAUCCGACGAAACGCGGAAAGAAACUCCGUUUUUCUGUGAUCGAUUCCAAUGGCCAAGAGGUCCACUGCACCUGCGACAUUGCGCGCGUGAAGGAUCAUCCACCCCUGCCUUUGAGUGGAGGAAGAGACUGUCUCUUCCUCACCACGCAGGUAUCCCGAGGCAGGCGAAUCGUCCUGUUAACCGACCUCGCUUCGCGAUGGGGGAGCAAAACGCAUCCGCUGGACCUUGCGCAUCUGCUUAUCCCCAAAGCGCCUUCAGACUCCUCGGAGGAAAGACGCAGAAGAGUGAAUGGACGCUUUCGAGUUGCGACGGGGAGAGGCAGACGAACUGAGGAGGUGGAGAGAACCACGCGAGGGUGGUGCCUCACUCAAAAGGGCGGACGAAGAAGCAGAAGCGGCAGGGGCGCAUCGGCGAAGCGACGCCUCAAGGCCUUUCUGAGGAGCCAGACGGCUCUACGCGUGGAUGCAACGCGACGGAGUGGACAAGCAAAAGAGACUCUUAGCGUGAUGGAAAGCAAGGAAAUGGUGAUGGGAGAAGACGCAGGACAGAGGAGGAGGGACUCCGAGGCGAGCAAAGACAGCGACGCGUUUACGAACGCCAGUGGACGGCGUACAAAGAAGGGAGAGAGAUGCGAGGACAGCCGGGAAGCAAGCACAGCCGCAGGGGGGCACGCAGCUACUCAGGAGGGCACUGCUUCAUCCCAUGACCAGGGCGCUGGAGAAAAAGCGAGAGAAGAGAUUGAGCUUAGUGGAGCAAGAGAGAUGCUGGAAGGAAUGAAUGAAGAAGAAGAUGCACUUUCCUCUGGGAAGAAGAUAACGAGAAGCAAAUCUUGUGGGAGGAUCCACGCGUCUCGACGCUCGCGCGAGGCGUUUCUGAAGAAGCGUUGUCACCUGGAGAACACAGGGAGAUGUCGAGAACCCCAAAGCUCCACUGUAUUCGUAGCCACGGGAAGACACCAGCACAGAAGAGGCCACCCUCCUCGAGUGUGGCGACCUCGUUUUCACCGUCAACGCGCCGCAGCUUCGUCAGACGAGGAGCGACAGCGGGGUGCGAAAGAAGGAGACGCUCACGAAGACAUCUGUCACUCUGAUGGAUCUUCUGAUUUCACCGUUCGCCGCGUCGGUACGUUCUCCCUCAAGGAAUACAGCCCCACUGAGGGAGGCGCAGUACACGCAGAGGCGAAUCGAGAGGCCCACCACAAGGCGAAGGACUCCCACAGAGACGCGGCGUCAUCUGAAGAGAAACUCGAGCAAAAAGAGGCGCCCGAUAGCGUCGAAACGCCUCCCUUCGCUUCGCUGGAUGAUCUAACCAAGUGUCUCCCAAGGAGGCCGAGUUUCUUGAGCGAGGCCCCGGUCUCCCGCCAGAAUUCGGGUACAGUCGAGAAGGCUCGUCAGACAGGAAGUCCAGCCCACCAUGACGAAGCGCGAGGCGCCUUCUACCAAUGGAGAGGGAGUUUCAGAGGGUCUCGACCUCAAAUUCGAGAGGAAGACGCCGCGACGACAGAUGUCUGUGAAGGCGCGAAGGGGGACUGGAUCUCAGCGUCGUCUUUUCUUUCGAAUUCGUCUGGUCCACCGACCUGCGAGGAGGACAGCGAACAAGCCGGAUGGCUCUGGCGGCCCUCGACCGUGACGCAACCUUUCGAGCAAGGUUCGGUCGAUUUUAAGCGCAGCAGAAAGUCUUUUCUUCGACUCUUCGUCGCACAAAAACGCAGACACCAACCCCAUCGAACUGGUCACCCGUGGUCGGCUUCGGCUGUCUCUUCUUCUUGUUCUCUGUCCACUCCUUCGCGUCGAAGCGCCUUCAAGAAGCUGCGCCUGAGCGCGAGGCAGAAACGCCGAGAAGGAAGCAUAGACACUCGACCACGGAUUCGUUUUGCCCGCUCCGCCAAGUCUGGUCUUCCAGGCGCUUCUCCACUCAUCCCGCUGAGGAAUGACAACUUCAGACUGGGAAGCACAAAAGGCCUUGCAAUCUCUCAGGAAUCCAUUUCUCCCAAGUCCGUCUCAAGCGGACCAGCGAGGUGGCGCACGGCUCACUUGCCUCUCACACGAAGGCGAAGUUGCCAGCCCCGGAGGCGAUUCGCAGCUUCCUGGGGAGACGACGACGAACAAGCCGAGAGUGACGAUGCGAUUCUGUACGAUGGAAGGAGACAAAAAGGCCCGUUGGUUUCACCUACAGACGCCGAAGCUGAACGUGAGUCAGGCUCGCUGUCCUUUCCGAAGUUGUCGGAUGUCGAAAUCGUUGUAUCCCUGGUUCUCGACGGCCUCGGCCUCUCUCUGGUCGACUCCGGGCCGCAAGAACUGGCCUACGUCGCGCUCUCCGGGGCCGUCGGAUCCGCGAGGCGCCUGCCUACCUCAGCAGCUUCGCUGCAUGCAACGGACGAAGGGGGAGCCACGCUCCAUGUGGACUAUCGCCUGGCGAUCAGGAACCUCCAGAUUGACAACAACAUUUCUGGAGCCUACAGCUCGACGAUCAUGCGCCUCGCGACUCAGGAGGAAAGGUUAAGGCACUGGGGCGCAGAGGAUAAGCGCAGUCUCGUCCCCGACGAGGGCAUUAUUUCCACUGCAAAGGCGACCACCCUCGUCGAGGCGUCCCUCCGUGAGUUUCGCCUCUCUCAAGACGAAUCAGAAGCAGAAAAUGUAUUUUUCCGGAUCCAGUUUGGAGGCCAGUGGACCACUGAAGCCACGCUGCUGCAGUACUUCGAGUGCAACCUCGCCCCGCUUUCAGUCCACAUUGAAAUCGACACCACCUUCGAACUCGUGCGGUACCUCCUCAGAUUUCUCAAGUGGCGAAACCUUUAUUUCCGCUCUCUGCAGUCCCGAAGCGUUCUGGCAGUCCGGCAAGCGGCCCUUGGAGAUCCUUCGUCAGAUGGCUUCCUUCGCUUUCGCGGGUGUCCCGACCCGCCCGUCGGUGUGUCUUCACAAACGUUUUCAAAGAAGCCGUUCUACAUUCAGACUUUUUGUAUUCGUCCGAUCAAAGUCCUGGUUUCUGCGCGAGCGCCCAGACUACACAAAAGGCGACUUCAAGCAGACCGCGAUGUGAUGGUUCUCCGCCAGCUGCAGCUGGUGGCGGGGACCGUGACGGACGUCACCAACGUCCCCGUGAAGUUUCGUCUGGUCUUCCAGAAAUCCGUCUUCAACACCGUGGAGCACUUCACCGAGCAACUCAGCACGGUGUACAUGCAGCAGGGCAUUCGCCAGGCACACAAACUCGUCGCGUCCAUCGACGUCCUCGGCAAUCCUCUCAACGUUCUCUCCAAUGUCUCCGCAGGAACGCGGGCUCUGUUCCUUGAUCGCAUUCACAAGAUGCCAGUGUCCGACGGACCCUCGGAGAGGCUGAGCCCAUGGGGGGUGUUCGCGCGGCUGUCUCGAGGUCUCCUAGCCGAUGUGCUCGACGGUUUCAGUUCAAUUUUCGCGGGUCUCUUCCAGCUUUUUGAGACCCUCCGUUUGGUCGACGGAGACGAUCUUCUGGGCAUGUGGCCUUCGCAUCUACGCGUGAAUCGCCCUACACUGGAGUGUCCAGAUUCGCUGACCGAGGGCAUCUUUCGCGGCGUCUUAGUCUUCUUCCAGCUGCUCGUUUCUUCUCUUUUCGCUCUCGUCUUCUACCCUCAGCAAGGGUACACCCGACGCGCGCUCCCGGGGUUGCAGCCCUGUGGGGAACGUCUCUCUUUCGAGGAGGAGGUCGACGAAACGAAGACUCGAAAAAAGUUCCUCUUCUUCUUCCUAGGCCUGCUCUACGGUUUCUCGUCCCUCGUCUUUGGCGUCCUAGGAGCUGUGCUUCUUCUCCUCCACUCGUUCACUGCGGGGGUCUGCGUUGUGAUUCAAAGGCUUCCCCACAUCGCUGCCAUCCGGCCGCCGCGGGCCUUCUCGGACAGCUUCUCUGUGCAGCCGUUCCACUUCCAUGUCUCGCAAGCGAGUUUCUUGCAGCAGAAAGGAAUUGCUCUCAAAAGCCGCGCCAGUCUCCAGCCAGUUAUCUUUGCGUGUGCGCUGCCGAAGGACGGCGUCCCCGGCCUCGACAGACGGGGCGAAGAGGCGAAGAGCCAGCGAAGCUGCCGAGACGGGACGGGGAACCGUAUCAACGAGAGAACAACUAAAACCGAAAGCGACCUCCGCAUCACGCGCUGGUGGCACUCAAGGCGGUGGAACACGACGGUGGCCAACCCAGGGAAGACAGAUCGAGGGGCGUUCCAGCUCGAGACGGCGCGACGAGAAAGAGUAGAGGCCGAAGGGGAAGAACUCGAUGCGAGGACGCAGGAGCCUCACCGUAUUUCGGCGACAUCGAGAGAGGGACAAAGCAUCAAAGACAACACCCGAAUAGACUACAUAGGAGCGACACGCGAUCUGCUUUUCUACGCGAAGGAAGGAACCAUCAAAUGGGUUUGUAGAAGGACAGAUGUAGCGAGUGUGCAGGUGAAGGCAUCUCAACAGUUCAUGAAUGCCCUCUCGGCGGCGUCACGUAUGGGUCCCGGGGGCGGGCACUUCGGGGGGGGGCGUCGCAGGGACAGAAUGCGUUUCCAUCUCGCCGAAGAGGAGUUGCAAGACGGUCGGAAGAGAGCGGCUGCCGACCGCUUCUUCUCGAACUUUUUUGCAUCCGUUUGGUGCCAAAAACGUUGUACCAGGCCUUCUCUCAUCUUUAACUUCCAUGGCUCGCCGCGCAGUGGCGAAGCCACACAUUGUCCCCCGCUACGCCCCGCCUGGGUCUCUGUCUCCCCGUCUGUAGGGGAAGGCUCAGACGAGCUCUUGGAGUCUCAGCCAUGUUAUCGCAACUCCCGCGACAGUUGCUUUGAAGACGUCACUCACCAUGCACCGCUCGAAAAAGGGCAUCUUCCUUCUCAACCCCAGACUCGUCCAUCCUUCUCGCCUCUCCCUCGUUGUGGCGCUUCUGACUCAGAGGCUGCGGUGCUCACCGGUGAGUACUUUCGCUCUCUUGGAAAUCUCGGAGCCCUGGGGCAAGUCGACGGGUCUCUGCCGCUGUUUCUGGUGCAAGUCAGAGUCCGGAAUGCGCUGCAGGUGUCUGCAGGAGAGCUGAGCGACCCCCAGAAGGCCUAUGCUCUGUAUGCGCGAGACGCCGGCAGAGAAGGGACAGCAGAGAGAAUGGAGAGGCCCGAGCGCCACGAGCGACGCUCGAAAGGAAGGCGAGGCGAGGGCCGAGACAGGAAGGAAGAAGCGACAUGUGAGCUCGCAGAACCUCUAGGGAGGAUCGCCAGAGGCAUCACAAGCCAGGACAACUUUUGGGGAGCUGACAUAGUCCAGCGUAGGAGCGACACACAUGGAAACGGCCUCGUUGUCGGGGCUGGAGGCCGAGAGGAGAAGCUGGAAGGCGAACCAGCGAAGGGGGAAGAGACUCUGUGGAAGUGGAGGAAAGGCGCACGCCGACAAACGUUGGCGGUGGAAUUGAAAGGAAUGAAAGGAAGAGGCGAAUCCCGAGGAGAUCGGUCGACCAGGGACUGCGGUCGAGUCGGGCAUAAGGACAGCGGGAGAGAGCAACGAUGCCUGUCAGUCGCCCGCGAACGGAGAGGCAAGACAGGAGAAGGAGAAGCUCUUCAAGGAACGCAGAAGGCAAGCGAAUCCGAGUUCAGUGAGACCUCGGAAAUGCGGGGGAAGGGCGCCGGUGAGAAGGCAAAGAACGGAAGGCAGUGCCGGGACAGUUCCAGAGAAGCGCGUAGGUCUUCGAGUGUACGAGGCGUUCUCGUGAAACAGACGAGAAGAGAAAGAGUGCAAGAUCAACGUGAAGCCCCAUUUGGCUUCCUGCCUGUUCUUGAUCGUUUAGAACAGGGGCGAGAACAAGAGGAAGCAGUUGAAGACUCCGAAGGCGUAGGCAGCAGAGAGAAAAACGCGGAGACCUUGCAAAGAGAGCCAGUCUCGAGGUCACGACCUGUGCUUCUCUCUUGGGGGCGAGAGUGCAGAGGGUAUCUCAGUGCGUCUGUGAAGUCUUUGCUGUCGUUGCGAGUCGACACAGGCGAGAGGAAACGAACUGAGAACACCCCGGGAGGCCUCGUUCCCCUGACUUCCGUGGACAUCCGGCAAUGCCCGUUUGCAGAGACAGUUGCGGCCGGGGAAGGACUGGAGGUCGAACAGAGGGGGAACGGAGAUCGCCCACACUGUGACGAUACGGGCAGAGGCGAGGGGCUGAACGUUUUGCGCACCAUUCACACUCUCUGGCACAAAGGCGUCUCUGCCGGUCGCCAUGCGUAUCAGUGCCUCGUGCGAAGAAGGACGCCUCUGCCUCCCUCCUUCGUUGUCUUUGAAAUCCAAACUCGAGACUGGGACUCCGCAGCCCGCGCCUUUGACACCCUCGCCAGCUGCAUGCACCUUCCGCAAAGAAAACCAGAAUAAACAGAAAAAGACGAAGAAGGAGCGAACGUACGCGGCGGUGGAAGCGGGUCGUCCGCGUGUGGGGUACUGGGAGACCACGGAGGGUCUUCAGACUUUUGCUGGGAUGAGUGGGCGGGGAGGAAAAAUCAGGGAAGCAGACAAUAGGCGGCGAUUCGUGAAAGGAAACAGAGAAUAGAAGGCCACAAGGGGGCUGGUUGUAGAACAACUCGCGCCUGGAGUGCGCGGAGGCGACCGAGAUACACAGAAAGGAACAGGGAAUCCGGACGACGAGUUUCUUUCCUAGACGCCCUCGUUGUGUGUCGUCUCCAAGAGAGGAUUCCCUUUUUCAGUCAGUUUCAUUAUCUCAUGCCCCGAGUGUGCCGACGUAGCUUUCGAGAAUCGCACAGUCUGAAGAAACCGUCAAAUGCUAGCUGCCAUUCAGUGUCUAGCGCCUGGAGAGAAAAAAAGAGAAGCCGGGUCAGUUCGCGGUAUGCCACACUCCCAAGAGGCUCUCAAAGUCGCGCAACUCCCCAUGCUUCUCCCUCCCG